Equus caballus (horse) is the source of this 9560-nucleotide messenger RNA. RefSeq names its product thyroid hormone receptor interactor 11 (gene TRIP11). Gene Ontology annotation, biological process: endoplasmic reticulum to Golgi vesicle-mediated transport; Golgi organization. The record is from RefSeq and is a predicted model, not a curated record. Lineage: Eukaryota; Metazoa; Chordata; Mammalia; Perissodactyla; Equidae. Gene Ontology annotation, cellular component: Golgi apparatus. Gene Ontology annotation, molecular function: small GTPase binding.
GCGCCUCUCUAUGACCCGCUGCCGCGUUCAGAGUGGGUGUCAUGGCGGCCGGCGUUGAGUUGGCAGGAGUUGCUCACGGAACUGGGGAAAGUCAGUAAAGCAGAGGAAGAAGUGGCCCAACCCGGACGGUGGGAAGUCGCGGGGAUGAGCAGAGGCCCCGCAGCGGUGACGGUGUCCCUGGAGGCGGGCCCCUGGUAAAGCCCCCGGCCAGGCCUCUGCGUUUCUAGGCAGAGCGCGGCCGUUGGUGCGCGCCCCUCGGAGCCGGCGUUGCUUAGGAACCCCUCCUUGUGCUAUCGAAUCCUGCGGGUUUUGAUUCGCAUUCGUCUCGCGGAGGCAGCGGUUCGAGGACACUUGGCGGGGUCGUCCGACGGCGCUGGACGCUUUUCUCGGAGCGGACAGGUCGUUCUCUAACCCGCAGCGAUGUCGUCCUGGCUUGGGGGCCUCGGCUCCGGCUUGGGCCAGUCUCUGGGUCAGGUCGGGGGCAGCCUGGCUUCCCUCACUGGCCAGAUUUCAAACUUUACGAAGGAUAUGCUCAUGGAGGGCACGGAGGAAGUGGAAGCAGAAUUACCUAAUUCUAGGAGAAAAGAAAUUGAAGCCAUUCAUGCAAUCUUAAGAUCAGAGAAUGAGAGGCUUAAAAAGCUUUGCAGUGAUCUAGAAGAGAAGCAUGAAGCAUCAGAACUUCAAAUAAAGCAGCAGUCUACAAGUUAUCGCAGUCAACUCCAACAGAAAGAGGUGGAAAUCAGCCAUCUUAAAGCCAGACAGAUUGCGCUACAGGACCAGCUGCUGAAGCUGCAGUCAGCCGCGCAGUCAGUGAGUUCGGGAGCUGGCAGCGUACCAGCAACCACUGCGUCGUCUUCAUUUGGCUAUGGUGUCAGCCACCAUGCUUCAGCUUUCCACGACGAUGACAUGGACUUUGGUGACAUAAUUUCAUCGCAACAAGAAAUAAACAGAUUAUCAAAUGAAGUUUCAAGACUUGAGUCUGAAGUUGGCCAUUGGAGGCAUAUUGCUCAGACUUCUAAAGCACAAGGAUCAAAUAGCUCUGAUCAAGAUGAAAUCUGCAAACUGCAGAAUAUCAUUAAGGAACUUAAGCAGAACCGAAGUCAGGAAAUUGAUGACCAUCAACAUGAAAUGUCAGUAUUGCAGAAUGCACAUCAACAGAAAUUGACAGAAAUAACUCGUCGGCAUCGAGAAGAAUUAACUGACUAUGAAGAACGAAUUGAGGAACUGGAAAAUCUGUUACAACAAGGUGGCUCAGGAGUUGCAGUAACUGAUCACUCUAAAAUCCAUGAGAUGCAAAAAAUUAUUCAAGUUCUACAAACUGAAAAAGUAGAGUCUACAAAAAAAAUUGAAGAACUUGAGGAUAAAAUAGAAGACAUAAGUAAAAAAUUGUCUUCUGCAGAAAAUGACAGAGAUGUUUUGAGGAAGGAAAAAGAACGACUAAGUGUGGAAAACAGACAAAUGAUGGAAGAAUGUGAAAGCUUGAAACUGGAAUGUAGUAAAUUGCAGCCUUAUGCUAUGAAGCAUGGUGAUACUGUGACAGAGGAGAAAACAAUUCUUCCACAGAGUACAUCAGUGGAAGAACAAGUGUUCAGACUGCAACAAGCACUGUCUGAUGCUGAAAAUGAAAUAAUGAGACUAAGUAAUUUAAACCAGGAUAACAGUCUCACUGAAGACAAUCAGAAACUUAAAAUGCAUGUCCAAGUUUUAGAAAAAGAGAAUUCAUUAUUGAGUCAAGAAAAGGAAGAACUUCAAAUAUCACUUUCUAAAUUGAACAAUGAAUAUGAAGUAAUUAAAAGUACAACUACAAGAAAUAUGGAUUUGGAUUCAGAAUUACGUGAUUUAAGACUUAAUUUAGAGGCAAAAGAACAAGAACUCAAUCAGAGUAUUACUGAAAAGGAAAUACUGGUCGCUGAGUUAGAAGAAUUGGACAAACAGAACCAAGAAGCUACAAAGCACAUGAUUUUGAUAAAAGAUCAGCUAUCAAAACAACAAACUGAGGGAGAUAGCAUCAUCAGUAAACUGAAAAAAGAUCUAAAUGAUGAAAUAAAGAGAGUUCAUCAACUUGAAGAUGAUAAAAUGAACAUUACUAAAGAGUUCAAUGUGCAGAAAGAAAAGUUAAUUCAAAAUGAACUGGUCCUAAGUGAUUUGCAUUUAACCAACCAGAAACUUGAGGAUAAAGUAGAAGAUUUAGUAGAUCAGUUAAAUAAAUCACAAAAAAAUAAUUUAAACAUCCAGAAAGAGAACUUUGAACUUAAGGAACAUAUUAAACAAAAGGAGGAGGAGCUUUCUAGAGUCAGGGAUGAGUUAACUCCGUCUCACAAUCAGGACUCUCACAGUAAUUGUAAGGAUGACUUACUUCAAGAAAGGGAAGCUGAAGUGAGAAGCUUAAAGCAAAAUCUCUCAGAAAUAGAACAGCUCAAUGAAAAUUUUAAAAAAGUUGCUUUUGAUCUCAAAAUGGAAAAUGAAAAGCUGGUUUUAGCUUGUGAAGAUGUAAGACAUCAGUUGGAAGAAUCUAUUGCUGGUAACAAUCAGAUUUCUCUGGAAAAAAACACUAUUGUGGAGGCUCUAAAAAUGGAAAAAGGACAGUUAGAGGCCGAAUUGUGUCGGGCUGAAAAGAGGCUGUUGGAAGAUGCAAACAAGUAUGAGCAAACCAUCAAAGAACUGUCUGCUGCGCGGAAUUUGAGCGCCUCUGCUUUACAGCUGGAACAAGAGCGUUUAGUUAAACUUAACCAAGAGAAAGACUUUGAAAUAGCAGAACUCAAAGAGAAGAUUGAGCACAUGGAUACUGAUCAUAAAGAAACUAAGAAAAUGUGGUCAUCUAGUUUAGAAGAGCAGAAGCAAUUGACACAACUUAUAAAUGAGAAGGAAAUUUUUAUUGAAAAACUUCAAGAAAGAAAUUCAGAGCUUCAGGAAGAAUUAGAUGAAUAUACUCAGGCCUUAAGAAAAAAUGAAAUUUUAAGACAAACCAUAGAAGAAAAAGACAGAAAUCUUGGAUCCAUGAAAGAAGAAAACAAUCAUCUCAAGGAAGAACUGGAACGACUCCGAGAACAGCAGAGUCGAGCUGCGCCUACGGCUGAGCCUAAAACCCUUGACAGUAUCACAGAGCUAGAGUCGGAGGUAUCGCAGCUGAAUACAAUAAAGGACAGUCUGGAAGAGGAAAUCAAACAUCAUCGAAAGAUCAUUGAAGAUCAGAACCAGAGCAAGGUGCAACUACUUCAGUCAUUACGGGAGCAGAAGGAGGAAAUGGAUGAGUUUAAAUACCAACAUGAGCAAAUGAAUGUCACACACGCCCAGCUCUUGUUAGAGAAAGAUGAAGAAAUUAAAAACUUACACAAGACAAUUGAACAAAUCAAAACCCAGUUACAUGAAGAAAGACAGGACGUUCAAACAGAGAAUUCUGAUAUUUUCCAAGAAACAAAAGUUCAGAGCCUUAAUAUAGAAAACGGAAGUGAAAAACAUGAUUUAUCAAAAGCUGAAACUGAAAAAUUAGUAAAAGGAAUAAAAGAACGAGAAUUGGAGAUUAAACUUCUAAAUGAAAAGAAUAUAUCUUUAACUAAACAGAUUGAUCAGCUCUCCAAAGAUGAAGUUGGUAAACUGACUCAGAUUAUCCAGCAGAAAGAUUUGGAGAUACAGGCUCUGCACGCUAGAAUGUCUUCAGCUGCCUACACCCAGGAUGUAGUUUACCUUCAGCAGCAGCUGCAGGCCUAUGCUAUGGAACGAGAACAAGUGCUGGCUGUUUUGAGUGAGAAGACUAGGGAAAAUAGCCAUCUAAAAACAGAAUAUCACAAAAUGAUAGACAUAGUUGCUGCCAAAGAAGCAGCCCUCAUUAAGCUGCAGGAUGAAAAUAAAAAAUUGUCCACUAGAUUUGAGAGUAGUGGCCAAGAUAUGUUUAGAGAAACCAUUCAGAAUUUAUCACGUAUCAUUCGAGAAAAAGACAUUGAAAUAGAUGCGUUAAGUCAGAAAUGUCAGACCUUAUUGACAGUUUUACAAACAUCCACCACUGGUAGUGAGGUUGGAGGUGUUAAUAGCAAUCAGUUUGAGGAGCUCCUACAGGAACGUGAUAAAUUAAAACAACAAGUGAAGAAAAUGGAAGAGUGGAAACAGCAGGUGAUGACCACGGUACAGAACAUGCAGCGUGAGUCAGCCCAGCUUCAGGAGGAGCUGCGCCAGCUGCAGGCACAGGUGGUGCUUGACAGCGACAGUAGUUCUAAGUUACAAGUGGACUAUACUGGCCUCAUCCAGAGUUAUGAGCAGAAUGAAACCAAACUCAAGAAUUUUGGGCAGGAAUUAGCACAAGUCCAGCACAGCAUAGGGCAGCUUUGCAAUACUAAAGAUCUUCUCUUAGGAAAACUUGAUAUUAUUUCACCUCAGCUCUAUUCUGGACCAUUGCUUACUUCCCAGUCAGCAGAGUCUCUUAGAACAAGUAAGUCUGACGCAUUGAGUGAGUCUUCUAAACAAGAGAUAGAAGAGCUAAGAAAGUCACUCCGGGAGAAAGAUGAAACCAUAAGAACUCUUCAGGAAAAUAAUCACAGAUUGUCUGAUUCCAUUGCCGCCACGUCAGAACUAGGAAGAAAAGAACAUGAACAAACCGAUUCAGAGAUAAAGCAGCUAAAGGAGAAACAGGAUAUUUUACAAAAGUCACUUAAGGAAAAAGACCUCUUGAUCAAAGCCAAAAGUGAUCAGUUACUUUCUUUAAAUGAAAAUUUCACUAAUAAGGUGAAUGAAAAUGAACUGUUGAGGCAGGCCGUCACAAACCUGAAAGAGAGAACAUUAAUUUUAGAAAUGGACAUUUGCAAACUAAAAGGGGAAAACGAAAAAAUAGUAGAAACAUCCAGGGGAAAGGAAACAGAGUAUCAGGCACUACAGGAGACUAAUAUGAAGUUUUCUAUGAUGCUGCGAGAAAAAGAGUUUGAGUGCCAUUCAAUGAAGGAGAAAGCGCUUGCUUUUGAGCAACUGCUAAAAGAAAAAGAGCAGGGCAAGACUGGUGAGUUAAAUCAACUUUUAAAUGCAGUUAAGUCAAUGCAGGAGAAGACAGUUAUGUUCCAGCAGGAGAGAGACCAAGUCCUCUUGGCCCUGAAGCAGAAGCAGAUGGAGAACACCGCUGUGCAGAAGGAGGUUCAGCAUUUACGGGAGAAAGAACUACGGUUAAACCAGGAGCUGGAAAGAUUGCGUAACCAUCUCUUAGAGUCAGAAGAUUCUUAUACCCGUGAAGCUUUGGCUGCAGAAGAUAGAGAGGCCAAACUAAGAAAGAGAGUCACACAGUUGGAGGAAAAGCUAGUUUCAUCCUCUAAUGCAAUGGAAAGUGCAAGCCAUCAGGCCAGUUUGCAGGUAGAGUCAUUGCAGGAGCAGUUGAAUACAGUCUCCAAGCAAAGGGAUGAGGCUGCCGGGCAGCUCUCGGUCUCCCGGGAACAGGUAAAGCAGUAUGCGCUCUCACUCUCCAACCUGCAGAUGGUCCUAGAGCAUUUCCAACAAGAGGAAAAAGCUAUGUAUUCUGCCGAGCUAGAAAAGCACAAACAACUUGUAGCUGAAUGGAAGAAAAAGGCAGAAAAUCUGGAAGGAAAAUUAGUUUCAUUACAGGAGAGUUUGGAUGAAGCAAAUGCUGCAUUGGAUUCAGCAUCAAGACUUACAGAACAGUUAGAUUUAAAGGAAGAGCAAAUCGAAGAACUUAAAAAACAAAAUCAGCUCCGACAAGAAAUGCUGGAUGAGGUACAGAAGAAACUGAUGAACUUGGUAAACAGCACAGAAGGAAAAGUGGACAAAGUGCUAAUGAGAAACCUCUUCAUUGGACAUUUUCACACACCAAAAAAUAAGCGUCACGAAGUAUUACGAUUAAUGGGAAGCAUCUUGGAUAUCAAAAGGGAAGAAAUGGAUCAGUUGUUGAAUGAAGAUCAGGGCGGUGUCACCAGGUGGAUGACUGGCUGGCUUGGCGGAGGAUCAAAAAGUGUCCCCAACACACCUCUGAGACCAAAUCAGCAGACUCAAUAUAAUAGUUCUUUUUCAGAACUUUUUGUAAAAUUUCUGGAAACGGAAUCUCAUCCAUCUGUUCCACCACCAAAGCUUUCUGUUCAUGAUAUGAAACCUCUGGAUUCACCAGGAAGGAGAAAACUAGAUACAAAUGUACCAGAAAGUUUUAAAGAUACAGCCGCAUCCAGGUCAGGUAGAAGGGCAGAUGUGAGUCCGUUCCUGGCGCCCCGCUCUGCGGCCGUGCCUCUCAUCAACCCAGCUGGACUUGGACCUGGCGGGCCUGGGCAUCUUCUUCUGAAACCCAUCUCAGACGUGCUGCCCACCUUCACUCCUUUGCCGGUGUUGCCGGACAACAGCGCUGGAGUUGUGCUGAAAGAGCUUCUCAAGCAGCAGUAGCUGCUUCUCAAGGCAGAGACGACACACAGAGCACUUUAAAGAAAACGUGAACACUACAUGGAUGUACUUGAUCACAAGUGGCCUUUUGGGAACAGUCAUGUGUUUGUUUUCAGUUGUACUUUCUCUAAAUUUAAUAAAAAUAUUCUUAUCUUAAUUUUUAAAAAAUACUCUGAAUACUCUUAGAAAUUGCAGGUGUCCCAGGAGGAGGUGUUUGCUCUGUUUGCUUUUUUCCUUCUCUGAUUAGACCUAAUUUAAGUUAGAAACAUUUGAUCUUUUCUCUUAAUUUACAAGAAUAAGGAAAAUAAAAAGACAGACAAAAGUACCAGUAGCUCUAUAUCAGCUCUUUCUCAUUUUCAAGCUCUUUUAAGCUAGAGACGUGGCUUAUCUUUUAAAGAUAAUCAAGAGAUUUACAAAACAAAAAGAGGAAGAAAAUAGUACUGGCCUAUCUGCAUAGUGCAGAAAAUUGAUCGGAAACAUAUAGUAAUCUUCAGAGAAUUUUGUGUGGACAAGCCAAGAACAAGGUUGUCCCUGGGAGGUCGUAGUGUCCUGAAGUGGGAUGUGUGUGUAUUCCUUUCUAUGCAGUCUUGUCACAUGUGCAGCUCCAUGUGACCACCACUGCAGCACAGCUGCAGAACAGUUUCAUCAAGGACCCCUCGUGCUCCCCCUUUAUAAUCAUAGCCACCUCCUUCCCUACCCUCCUCCUCAGCCUCUGGCAACCACUCGCUGCUCUCCGGCGCUAUAACUUGCUCAUUUCAAGAGUGCUGUAUAAAUGGAAUCAUACAGUCUGUGACCUUUUGAGAUUGGCUUUUUUCACUGAGCUUAAUUCCCUUGAGAUCCAUCCACAUGGUUGCGUGCAUCGGUAGUUUGUUCUUUUUUACUGUUGAGUACAUAUUGUAGAUAUGUGAUUUAGUUUGAAGAGCUAAGGUAUCUUUCUAAAGGUUCCAUUUUAAAACUGUUUGCUCACCCACAUGCACACAACUCUCAUGUAAGUGUUAAAUCGUACAGCUGCGUUUAUGUGACUAUAAUUAGCAAUAUCAGUACACGACGCCUCCUGCCUCUCUCUGAGGUGUUGAUACGAGAGGUUGUCAAGCCAGAAGUCAUCCGUUCUCGUCUUCGUGGUCAUGAGGGAUGAAGUCACUUCAGCGUCACCAACACCAGGUGUUUGGAACUUAAAAGUAAGGGAGUAUUUCUUUAAUUUUUUAUAAACGUCAUAAAAAUCUUGACUUGGAACUUAAUUAUAUCAGGAUGUUCAUGUUUGUAUUAAUUGUUGAAGUUGUACAUUUAAAGACAUUUCUUGCAAAUUUUGUAAAUUUCAAUAUGCCUUUCAAAUAGAAGCAUCUGUGUAAACAAGGGAAGGUGGUGAUAAUACUGAUCAAGUAUGUCAACAGGCCUCCUCCGGCCGGGGCUGAAUCUGGGUGUUUGUAAACUUUGCCGUGGUUAACUGUGCGCUUUCUGCUGUAUUUAGAAGACCGGAAGUCUUUAUGUGUUGAUGGGUAAAAUUUUUCUGAAAAAUUUAGUAACUGAGACAUUGCUGCUUCAGAACAUCCACUGUCUCCUUAGCUAAUUUAUUUAUAUUGCCAUUGUUAUUUCCUACACUUUAGAGGAAGUUGUCAUACAAGUUCUAUAUUAGAACUGUCGAACUGCCUCCUGUCCGUUUUGCCCAGUAUUUCUCUAUGAAAUUAUUACUCGUAGGUUUUAUAUGAUCCUUUCGAAGAUACUUUGACCUUCCUAAAUUAUUUGCUGCUUGCCAUGGAAGUUUCAUUUCAGUGUGGAGCAUCUGAAAUAAAAGUUUCUGAGUUAAAAAAAGACAUGAUCCUUCAUUUUGAAGAAAUAGAACAAGCAGAAAAACUUUCUGUUUUAAUUUGAAAAGGAGAUGUAUGAUGGGUAUUUAAGUAGCAUGUCAUCAUAUUUUAGAUGCCUCUUAUGACGUUGUGAGUAUUUCCUUCCCUGCUCGAAACAGCCUGUCCCCCUCACCCUGUCGUUGAACCUAAGUCUCGGAGCUCCUGUGGGUGGAUUGCGUAUCCAGACAUCACAGCAUGAGCUUACAUGGCUGCUGUGGAACUGAGUAUGUGGCCUCGUCCUAAAGCUGCAGCACCUCAUGUUUCAGCUGUAUCAGCACUGAGACUAUAGCGCACUGGUCUGCAAGCUAAGUGUGUGUGGAUCUACACCAGACAGAACUCAUCUACUUUUCUGAAACUAAGUUGUGUCGGAGAUGAACCAUCUGCUCAAGGAAUCUCAGUAACCCUAUGGUGAUGAAGCAUGUAAUUCUCAUGUUAGCAAUAGGACAUUGCUAACAGGAAUUUUACUGCAAUAUUGUAACUACAGUAGUUUUACUGUUUACUUCUCUAUAAACUCACUAGAAUUUGUGGUUGAAUUUUGCCUUCACGGCCACAGGUUUUGACAACAUUCCUAAUGGUUUUCAACUGCUCUACUAUAGUAGAAAAUCCAUCCAGCCAUGGGAUUUGACUUCAUUAUAAUCCUGCAUCAUAGGGUUGUCUGAGUUUUAGUUCCUGCUAUUAUUGAUUUAAAAGAAAAGAAGAAACAAAACCAAAACUAAACAGCGAAAACAUAGGGAAAAAGGAAUGACUUCCUUAAAAGCAGCCAAUUAUAUGAAUAUCCCCCCAAAUAAAGCCUCCAGGUUAAUUGAAAGAGGGAAAAAGAUUCUCAAAAUACUUAAUCAGUAAGUGGGAAAAAAACAGACUAUAUCUUAGGGGAUGGGAUUGAUGGGAAUUAUUGAGAAAGUGCAAUUGUGUGUCAAACAAAUUUAGCAUUUGAAUUUGAUUUAAAGCUAAUGAAUUUUUUCAUAUAUCAACGUAUUUGAAGUGUCUUCCAUCAAAAAAGUUUAUCUUUAAUUUUGUAAAUAUCAAGUAUAACUGAUAUUUAUUUUAUAUAUUCCUAUGGAAAAAGCAAUGAUACUUUUACUGUUCUGACAUUUGUGAUUAUUUGCCACUCUUUACUUUUUAACUUAUUAAGGUUUCUCUACUUAAAAUGGAUAAGUUGUCUUUUGAUUUUUAGAGGCAUAUCUAAAUGUGGGAAAUUUACAACCCAACCUUAAUAUUGAGUUAUGUUUUAUAGAGCUAACGUCAAUGCAUUUCUGAAUUUCUCAGGAGCACUGCAAGGCAAAAAAAAUACUCCAAAUAAAAAUGAUAUAUGUAAGUUGGCAAUGUCUUCAUCCACAAUAAAAAAAAUUUUUUAGCAAA